AUGCGCACCUUCUUGGUGCUAGCGGCGCUUCUCGUCGCCCAGUCCUGCGCAGAAUGGCUGGAUGUGCAGUGUGCAUUUGGUGACCCCCAGCAAAUGGGCCGUCCCAUCAGUGUCACCUGGUCAGGCUCCCUAUCCUCAUCGAGCAUCGACAUUUACAUGGUCAAGAAUUCCGAUGUCAAUAAUCCCUACGCCUGGGAACUGAUCAACAGUCAUGUGUCGGUCAACUCUGGCUCCCGCACCAUCACCAUUCCCGAGGACUACGAGGAAGGCGAGUAUGCUUUCUUUUUCACCCUGUACUAUUCCUACACGGUCGUGGGCGCUUGUCCUGGCACUGAGAACAACUACGCCUCUACCUUUUUUGAUCUCGUCGAAUGGGCUUGCCAGGCACACGCUGAGUGCGGCUCUAGCCACUACUGCGACUACAGCGGCGAUUGCUACGAGUGUGCCUUCUGCAGUGACAACUAUGAUGCCUUUGACGGCCGUUGUCCUGACACCUGCGGUGGCUCGGCCUUUGAAAUUGGCGACCGCCUCCCCGACAUGUCCGAAAUCGAGGCCGUCGGUGCGGUACACAGCUUUCUUCUGUCGUCCUGCUCCGCUGGCAACGUGCUGGACACCCUCACCGACGAGCGCGCUACCUUUGCCCGCAACACAUCAACCAGCUACCCGCAACUCAUGACGCCCCGUCUUAAGAGCAAGCUUGAAGACUUGAUGGACAAUUUUGCGGAACUGGCCCAGGGAUAUUAUGCCGAGACUUGCGUCUCACCUUACAAUCUACACGUGUCCCAAGCCUACGUUCCCCCAGUCGCCGAUGGUCGCGCCCCCACCACGUUUAAUGAAGGCCGAUCUGCCUUCAUCACCACCCAGGAGGGUACGCCUGAAGCCAUGCAGAUUCUCGUGCUGGCAGCCAUCCGCUCCAAGUUUGACUGGAUCUCCUAUGUGGAUAACACCACUCUUCGGGUGAGCGUUAUCCGCGAGGGCUGCAAGUCGGCCAUUGACCUCAUCUUCGUUUUGGACGGCUCUGGAUCCAUUGAUCGGGAAUCGUACGGCGGUACGCCCGGUAACUUUCAAUACAAGAUUCUCGACUUUGUCAAACAAGUUGUGUCCUACUUUGACAUUAGUGCCAACGCCACACGCGUCGGCGUCAUCACCUUUUCCAGCUCGGCCGUUAUCAACUUCAACUUGAACAGCUUUUACGACAAGAGCGAUAUGCUUGACGCCAUUGACAACAUCAACUACCCGGCAUCCAGCACCCGCAUCUCUUUGGCCCUCGCCUCUGUGCGUCAAAACAUGCUCAAGGAGUAUAAUGGCAUGCGCCCCGAAUCUGAGGGCGUGCCCAAGGUCGUCGUGGUCUUGACCGAUGGUCAGGCCUCUAGCGGCUACGAACCCGCCUACGAGGCGGCCCUCCUCAAGGAUAUGGGCGUCAACAUGUUCUCCAUUGGUAUUGGCUCAAGCAUCGAUACGGAUCAGCUUGAGGACAUGGCGACCGCACCAUUGGCCUCGCACAUGCAUCUUCUGAAGAACUUUGAUGCCAUUCCCGACAUUGUGGAUACCAUGUCGGCCACGACGUGUGAUGCUCCAGCUGUCAUUGAUUCGGGCUCCACCACGACAACUACCGUCGAGAACUGCGGCGUCAAGUACUUUCAACCCCAGUGCGGUUCCCUCAGCAGCCUCAUCAUCGAGCUCGAGAUCUUUUCGGGCGCCGUCGACCUUUACGCUUCUCGUCGUACCCCUUACCCAAGUGCCUUUGAUUAUCAGUACCGCCUGCUGGCCAGCACGCUCACCAACAACAUUGGUCGCCUGGCUGUUGCGGACGAGAACAGCACCCAGCUCUAUCUUGGUGUGCAUGGCGCUGGUAGCGGCACCAACGUUUUUCAGGUUGCUGUCUUUGCUGAUCUCUUUGAUGGCAUGCCCCAAUUCUCUGCUGCCAUCACUUUUGAGGCUGCUGUCGGCGAGACAGUGUUCACUGUUCCCGAGCUCAACUCGGAUCUUGUGCCGCAAGGAGCGACCCUCUCCUACAACCUGGCUGAAUACAGCGGCCUGUUUGCCGUCAAUUCGUGGACGGGCGAGAUUACCGUCAAGUCUUCCCUCACCAACUAUCUGGGUCAAACCUUCAACCUUCGCAUCCUCGUUGAGGAAGAGUCAGAUGAUUGCCUCAACGGUAUCUUGUUGGUGACCAUCACCGUGAACGAUGAUGAGAUUCCAGCUCCCCAGUGGCGUGGUAUCUCUCUCCCCCCCUUUCGUCUACAGGUCACCGAGGAUACACCGGUGGGCCAGGUCGUCCUGACUGUGCAAGCCGAGGACAACGAGGGUGAUCCCAUCGUCUACGCGCUGGAAUAUCCGGAUGAUGUCAGCGCGCGUCGCCGUCGAGCCACUCCGGCCUUUACCAUUGAUGCUACCACGGGUGCCAUCUCGGUGGCUCGUGUGCUCGACGACAGCACGGACGGCACGAUUUCCAUGAACGUGACUGCCACUGCACAAGACGCCUACAUGACAACUGCUCGCGCCAGCUUGACCGUCACUGUCGAGGGGGUGGCCUGUCCUGUGGGCUAUCACUCAGACACGGGUACUCUGCCUUGCGAUGCCAACUCACCCGCUUGCGCUGCGGAUGAGAUUGAAACCGCCCCACCCACUGUCACGAGCGAUCGUGUUUGCACGCCCUUGAACCCCACAACAACGUCGACUACCACCACCACUACUACCACCACUACUACUACCACCACUACCACGACCACGACCACUACCACGACCACGACCACCACUACUACCACUACCACCACCACCACAACAACCACAACAACAACCACCACAACCACCACUACUACCACUACAACCACCACAACAACGACUACUACUACCACAACAACUACAACAACCACAACAACCACAACAACCACAACAACCACAACAACCACUACCACCACAACAACCACUACCACUACAACCACUACAACCACUACAACCACCACCACCACAACGACUACUUCUGCCCCGACGACAACAGAUGACAACCCAAUCAUCAUCGAGGACGACGACGAUGCCACUACCUCGUCAUCGACCACCAGCUCAACAACAACAACUACUACCACAUCAUCGACUGCCGACCCCGACCUCGACUUUUCCGCCGGCGCCAAUAAUGACAAUGACAGCGAAGCUGCUACGGGCAAAUCAGCGACCAAAUGGCUGGAAACUUUCUCCGAAGAUGUUGAGCGCAAAUUCCGUCGUGUUGCCGUUUUUGAUCACCUUCGCACAGGUCGCAAGUGCCUGGCCCUGAACGACAAGGAGCUGCAUGGCGUGUACAACGCGCUCUGCCUGCGCAUGCCUGAUCCUGAUGCUGUUGCCUACUAUCGAGGUAACCUUCACCGUACACUCAAGUCAAAGGUUGACAAGAAGGAUCCGGCUGCCGCUGCAGAGCAAGCCGUGGAUUUGCUUCAGGACCCUCUGAUCGACCUGUUGGUGGAAAUUGCGAUUGAUUGUGCCGCUCUCAACCCCUCGUUGUACGAGGAGCCCGUUGCGCGGGCUGGCUCGAGUGAGGCCCUGUACUCGGAGAUUGACGACUACAACCCGUACCUCAACCCCUUUGGCAACAACCCCUAUGGCUCACAUCUUUAUGCUGCUCCCGAGUAUGAGGCCUUGUAUGAGGAUGCGUCCAUGAGCCGUGACUAUGUCUCCCCGUCCUCGUCUGACCCCCUGUACGCCGAUCCCAUGAGCACUACUACCUAUGGUCGCGCUGCCAACGCCAAGGCAGGUCAUGGUGGCGUGUAUGAGCUGGCUGUUCUUCCUGGUGCAGAUGAUACCUAUGCAAUGGCUUGCCGCGAUGGCCCUCCGCCUGCUUAUGAAGACGGCAUCUAUGACAUGGCUCAAGGCAAGGGCCAACAGCCUGAAGGUGGUGCCGAUGACAUCUACGACAUGGCUCAUCAGGUUGGCGCCAAGGCUACCAAGCGAGGUGCCCCAGCCCAAGCGCAAGACACGUAUGAACUGGCCGAUCCCGAAUCGGAGGACAUGUAUGCCAUGGCUUCACCGGAUGAUGAUGAAUGCACCUACGAUGUAGCCCGCCCACAGGGUGGCCGCGCUUUCAAGGGCCAAGCGAGCAAGGGCAUGCCCGGUCAGAUGGGCGCGCGUGCAUUGGCAGCUGGCCAGAAGGCCUCAGCCUACGACGUGGCAGCUCCAGCUGGUGAUGACGAUACCUACGCUCUGGCUUCUCAAGAUCGCGCUGCCGCCUCUGGUGCUGACAGCUACGAGCUUGCCCGCCCGGGCGAAACAAUCUACGAUGAUGCCAUGAUGCUGGGCGAAACCCCGCAAACGAGCAGCACGGACGGUGGCAACCCGGCACAAGGUGUGCGCAUGCGACCCAAGCGCGGCGCGAAUGCGGCUGAGUACCAAAUGGCCACUGGACGUGGGGCCAAGGCCAGCGAUUAUGCCCUCGCAAAGGAUUCGGCUCGUGACUCUACUGCAGAACCGAGCUAUGCCUUGGCCGAGAAUGAGAACGAGAACGGUGACAAUGAUGAUGAAGACGACUACGCCACGGCCAACCAGACGCACGACCGUACGAGUGUGUAUGAUACGCUGCCUGGCGGCGUGUACGACAUUGGCCAAACCGCGGGUUCAAACGCCGAUCUGUAUGCUCUGGCUCAGGAAGAGGACGCCACCGGUGAGACUGAGACCGAAUUGGAUUACGUGCUAGCCAUUAACAAGGGUGGCCCUUCAGCAACCGGUAUCUAUCAACUGGCAGAUACGGGUGAUGCCGAGGGCGAUUAUGAGAUGGCUGCGGGCACCGACGAAGUGUAUGAUGAUGACGACAUCUACGACUCGCGCACUGUGAUGUCUGAAGUCACUGCCACCGAUGGCGAGUAUCUCACUUUGAGCGACAAGGGCAGCCGUCGUCAAUCGACGAUUAUUUAA
Monosiga brevicollis MX1 is the source of this 4899-nucleotide messenger RNA. RefSeq lists its product as uncharacterized. The coding region runs from base 1 to 4899 and encodes 1632 amino acids. The transcript is spliced from 6 exons. Gene Ontology annotation, molecular function: calcium ion binding. The record is from RefSeq and is a predicted model, not a curated record. NCBI's taxonomy places the organism in Eukaryota, Choanoflagellata, Craspedida, Salpingoecidae. Gene Ontology annotation, biological process: homophilic cell-cell adhesion. Gene Ontology annotation, cellular component: membrane.